UUAUACUCUUGGCUUUCAUCAUGUUCAAAAAAAAAUCCACUAAUGAGCUUCUGCAAUUCGUGAAUGUCCAUCAAUAAACCCGCAACUCUGAAGUUUGAAGUUUCCGUUUCUUCAGUUUGGUUCUCCUAUUGAAUGAGAUAGUUGAUUAUUUCAAGGUCGAAAAAAAAAAUCAAAUUCGGUAUGAUGAUGAUGCGUAUAACAAACUUGGAAACAACCGCGUUCCCCCGAUUAUUGAGUUUUGCCCCUGCCCGCUUCUACACUGCCUUCGCCUUUGCAAGGAGGCCUAGACGUCGAAACUCAUUCCUCUUCACAACCAGUUGCUCAACUGAUGUGUCAAUCACCAUUGCCACUGAUCACAAUUACGGCAAUAAACAAGUUAUCAGUGUCACUCAAACCCUAUACGACUACUUGCUCACCAACGUUAGAGAACCACCCAUUCUUCGACAGCUUAGAGAGGAGACUGCAACAAUGCGUGGGAGUCAAAUGCAGGUAUCCCCUGAUCAAGCGCAACUACUUGCAAUGCUUGUCCAGAUUCUUGGGGCUAACAGAUGCAUUGAAGUUGGGGUCUAUACCGGAUACUCAUCAUUGGCUGUUGCAUUAGUCCUACCAGAAUCAGGAAUCCUAGUUGCUUGUGAGAGGGACAUCAACUCGCUCCAAGUUGCAAAAAAGUAUUAUCAACAAGCCGGAGUUUCCCACAAGGUGGAUGUAAGACACGGAUUAGCUGUCGAUACCCUAAACUCAAUGCUAGAGAAUGGGGAGGGUUGUAGCUAUGAUUUUGCUUUUGUUGAUGCUGAGAAAAGAAUGUAUCAAGAAUACUUUGAGUUGCUGCUUAAAUUGGUGAGAGUAGGUGGUGUUAUAGUAAUUGAUAAUGUGCUUUGGCAUGGAAAACUUGCUGAUCCCAUGGUUAAUGAUAAGAAAACAGAGAGCAUAAGAAGUUUCAACAAAGCUUUAAUGGACGAUGAGCGUGUUACCAUUAGUAUGGUGCCAGUUGGUGAUGGCAUGACAAUAUGUCGCAAGAGAUGAUUUCUUUGCUUCAAGAAACAAUUAUCGAAUCAGAAAAGACAUAUCCACAGUAGACUAAUGUGUUUCAGAUUAAGAUUUAAAAAACAUGCCUCAUUUUUGUAAUUUGUAGACUGGUAUAUUGGUUAUUUUAUUCCUUCUAGUUCAUGAAAUGAUGAGAUCAUAAGUUCCCUACUGGAAGUACAAUCUGACUGAAAAGGGGAAAAAAAUGUAAAGAUCAAAAGGAAUAUAUGAAUGUAAUAUAUGGAGUUAAAUUGAUGUAAUAUGAAUAUCUACCUUCAGGGGUCAUUAUGAA
This is a messenger RNA of Lactuca sativa (garden lettuce), 1315 nucleotides long. RefSeq lists its product as uncharacterized. Lineage: Eukaryota; Viridiplantae; Streptophyta; Magnoliopsida; Asterales; Asteraceae. Gene Ontology annotation, molecular function: O-methyltransferase activity; S-adenosylmethionine-dependent methyltransferase activity. The record is from RefSeq and is a predicted model, not a curated record.